CAUUUAGCUUGCAGCUAGCCGCUUUCUGGCCGUUUUACAGCAGUGAUGGACGUGACUCAGCUCAUGAGUGGGGCUUUAUUACGGUUUGUUAUAGUCCAAUCCAGAUUAUUGUGUCCUGGUUUUGUAGUUUUCUGCGUUAUGUGCAUGGGAGGGAGUGUGCCUGUCUGUGGGCGGUUACAAACGGUGCGUGAUUCACAAACCUUAUUUGUUCCUACUACUUUGAGCGCCAUCUUGUUUGUAACUCUUCUACGUAAGUGGUAGAGUUUCUACCGAGGGGGUAUCCGAUUACCCUUUUCUCCAGUUUUAGACUGGGAACCUCUCCCUGUAGUACUCGGGCGCAUAGUGCAGUCGCUUUAUCGCCUUUUGUCUUUCAAAGAAAAUAAGCCACAGUCUUUGUAAGUGGACAGAAAUGAGCAUCGAAACGCUUCUGGAAGCAGCCAAGUUUUUGGAAUUGCAAGCCCAGCAACAACAGAAAGCACGUGAGGAUGAACUGAAAGAAAAGCAGCGUCUGGAGCAGUUGGCAGAGCAGAAGCACUUGGAUGUGAACUAUAACUCAACAAUCCACAUCAACAAUGUUUCAAAAGCAGAGGAGCUGCGCACUGAGUGCCGCCCGGCACCCAUCCCACCCUCUCUGCCUCCCCCCUCCAUGCCCAUCACCGUCAUCCCCAUCCCUGUGGUCACCCCCAACCCGACAGGCUCACCCACUCUACCUGUGGCCACGCUGUCCCCUCCAGCCGCUCCACCGCCGGCACCCACCCUGCCACGCUCUCCACAGCCCAAACCCGACCACCCCAGCUCUGUGCUGACCGCCAACCACAAGCAGCUGAUACAGAACCACCAUCAUCACCCACAACUCAUCGCUCAAACUAACAACACUAAACUACAGCAGCAGACACACCCUCAGCUGGUCCAGCGUUACCCCGGGUCCAUCGUAUCGCCCCCACAGCAGCACGCCCUCCUCCCUCAGACGGGCCUUGUGGUCCAGCCGGCUCCUCUACAGAACGGCCCCGUCAGCCGGGGGAGUCCUCCUGAUGACGGCCGCCAGCUAGACAAGAAGAGACCUGGAGGGGCAGGCACAAGAGAAGUGCAUAACAAGCUUGAGAAAAACAGACGAGCACACUUGAAGGAGUGCUUUGAGACGCUGAAAAAGAACAUCCCCAACAUAGACGAGAAGAAGACCUCCAAUCUGAGUGUGCUGAGAAGUGCGCUGAGAUACAUUCAGACGUUGAAGCGGAAAGAGAAGGAGUACGAGCAUGACAUGGAGCGACUGGCCAGAGAGAAGAUCGCCACGCAGCAGCGUUUAGCAGAGCUGAAGAACGAUCUAAGCCAGUGGAUGGAUGUGAUUGAGAUCGACCGAGUCCUCCGACAGACGGUGCAGCCGGAGGAGGACCAGGCCUCCACCUCCACCGCCUCAGAAGGCGAAGACAUUAUGGACGAUGACAUGGAAGAUGAGACUGCGCCGAGAGCUCAGACUGCCUUACCCACGGUGCCUCAAACCCUGAAACCUGAGCUGCACAAGACUGCAACACCCACUCAGCCCCCGACCCCGACACCCACCACACCCACCACUACCUCCUUCAUCACCCAACACAUCUCCAUCCAGCACAAAGUCACUCACCAGCAGCCGCUGACAGUGACUCCUCCACAGCCAGUGUCCAAGCCUGCACCCACGCUCACAACCUCCAGCACUCCCACCACUCCCACCACUCCCAGUCAGGCCCUGAUCCCCACCCAGACACAGAUGGUGACUGCGUCCAGCCUGCACCCCACAGUUAUCGCCCACGCCUCGGUGUCUCACCCCUCCGUCAUCCAAGCAGUCAACCACGUCAUCCAAGGAGGUGCUCCCAAACACAUCGCCCACCUGGCUCCCUCCACCACCACCAGCACUGUCCAGUUAGCCCCCGGCCACCAACCCAUCGGCCACAUCACCGUGCACCCGGUGGCUCACCUGAGCCCACAUCUACCCACCCUCUACCCCCAGCAGGUGGCCGUCACACAGUCGGCUGUGGUGGGUCACAUCACCCACACCCUGAACCACGCCCACCCUCACAUGAACGGCACGGCGGCGAGCCAACCAGCUGCCACCAUCGUUGGCAAGCAGACAGCAGUGAGCACCCAAAUGGUGGCCCACCACCCACAGCUGGUGGGUCAGACGGUGCUCAACCCAGUGACAAUGGUGAUGCCCUCCUUUCCCAUCAGCACUCUAAAGCUGGCCUGAACACUGCCAACAGGACCACCAGGCUGGGAGACGAAGACGCCCCUCGACAGGGGAGAACCACAGGGCUCCGACCAGGCCACCGACGAGCCCGCAGUGAGGGCAGCCAGACACCUCGCUGAUCCACAGUGUCACUGACAUUCAGAAGCUGACGUAACGCCGGGAACAUUCCUACAACAAAACCUCUUUUAAUACGAGUCCACCCCAGUGUCCUGAUAUCUUGAUCCUAAUUUUAGGAUAUGGUUGAUAGUCAUCAUGUUGAGUGUGUGUGCGGCAAUCGGUGUGACGAAAACUUUCACGAGUACGCAGCGAAGAAUCACAAAUAAUGCAUUUUUGUGGCAACAAAGGAACAGGGCAAUACAGUAACGGCGUAAUGGAUUGCAUAUUAGAAAGCAUAAUUAUAUAACUACAUGAAUUGCAAAACUCGUUACAAAAAAAAGAAAUGUACUCCGUGUUACUUUGCAACAUGUUGCACCCAACACUGGUGCAGAAAUGCAUUAGGCAGAUGUAAGACCCUCUGAUGUCAUCCCUUGUUGCAGAUAAUGGAGCAGUAGUCAUUUUCACAGGAGCUUUACAGAAACGGCUUCAUAUACAGCGUCCGUGUCGGCACCCUGUUGCAGCCUUCAUGCAGGUACUGGCAGGUGGCUCGACGCCCUGCUCCAUCAGUGUGACCACUGUGGAUUAACUAAUAGUAGAUCAUGUACUCGAGAGGCUACAUUGGGUUUUGAUGGCUGUGACAGAUUAGAGUGCUCGACCCGCCAUAACCAGCACACUGGGAAUGUGAUCUAGAGGAGCUCCUCCUCUCCAGCAGAGACACAUGCUGCAGGGCUGGAACAAGAUCGCGGACUGAACUGCAGCUCCAGAUCAGGAGCUGCAUUCCUCUGUGAUGGUGCGUACAGCAAUAGCGCCACCUGCUGGCUGAUUGUGUUCAGUGUCCCUGCAACGUUAAAAAUACAAUCUGAUAUAAUUCAAACUACAGCCACGUAAAGUAGAAGAAUAUUCAGUUUUAUCAGGGGUUGGUUCUUAGUGUGGGACACUCAAAUUGUUACUUAUCUCUAAUAUCUGUCCUUCAAACACACUGAGGACAAGUAUAAGUUUUAGCUUUAGGAUAUAAUUAUGUUUUUGUCACAGCUGCUAAUACAAUUAAAAAAAUAUCUUUGCCAAAUAGAAUCAGGUCUACAUGCCCUCUAAAUGUAAACGCCACCACAGACAGCCGUUUAAAUACAAACUCAGAUUCCAGAUGGUGAAGGGAGUUGGGUUGAAUGUGAAUACAUAAAGGUCCAUGACAUGUAGUAAAGUGUGUUUUCAUGCAGGACAAAUGGUUGUAGGAUCUGUGUUUGUAUGCUGUGAAUGCAUGUGUGUGUUAAUUAGUGAUAAUCGUGAAAGCAAGGAGGCAUAGCAGGUCUGUCUGGUGAGCUUUAGGGACUUCAACACGUUGCAGUAGGAAUGUAAGAUUGUGGGUCAGAGUCGAAGCUCUGUCAUCCAUAACUUUGGGUCGGGAUCGGUUAAGAGAUUUAACAAUUAACAUGAAUCCAAUCAAUGUGUGUUUUCAUGACUAUCCUUUUUCCAAAGCUAGCACUGUGAGCAUUUCUAUUAGUCUCAACGAGCAGCAGUUUAACGUAGCACUUGCUAGAACAGCAACACGCUGUGCUCUCCUUAUUUAAUCUGAAUGUACUGAUCUGUGAAAGGAUGUGGAAUAGUGCACUCAUCGGAAGUUAAGCCCUUUUUUUUAAAUAAAAAAAAAUAAAAAUGCGAUUACUUUAUUAAAGUAUCACCUGUAUGUAAAGUAACAUUUAAAACUGAUUUUGUAUUUUAAGA
Molecule: messenger RNA, 4033 nt
Organism: Centropristis striata (black sea bass)
Lineage: Eukaryota; Metazoa; Chordata; Actinopteri; Perciformes; Serranidae
Gene: mnta
Product: MAX network transcriptional repressor a
Exons: 6
Coding region: 410-2218 (602 amino acids)
Biological process (GO): regulation of transcription by RNA polymerase II
Molecular function (GO): RNA polymerase II cis-regulatory region sequence-specific DNA binding; DNA-binding transcription factor activity, RNA polymerase II-specific; protein dimerization activity
Source: RefSeq, a predicted model, not a curated record